Messenger RNA from Pecten maximus, 2072 nucleotides. RefSeq lists its product as uncharacterized. NCBI's taxonomy places the organism in Eukaryota, Metazoa, Mollusca, Bivalvia, Pectinida, Pectinidae. The transcript is spliced from 5 exons. Gene Ontology annotation, biological process: apoptotic process; proteolysis. The record is from RefSeq and is a predicted model, not a curated record. The coding region runs from base 1 to 1350 and encodes 449 amino acids. Gene Ontology annotation, cellular component: cytoplasm.
AUGAUAGGUUUGAAAACACAUGGAAAUGAACCGAAACCAAAGAAAAAGCCAGAAGUGCCACCUGUUGAUGAAUGUCCGAAGCAUGGCGAUGACCAGCCCGAUGAUAGAUAUGAUUUUAACCAUUCCCAGCGUGGGGUUGCCGUACUCAUUGUAAAUACAGAGUUUCGUAAUGCUAAAAAGAAUCUACCUCAUGCCGAAAAAGAUAUUGGUUACCUGACAUCAUUAUUCGAAGUUCUCAGUUUUCAAAUCAAAGUGCUGGAAAACAAGACUACCCAAGAUCUUAAGGACUCUUUGAUAGAAAUUCAAUCAAAGCUUGAGGAGGACAGCGACUGUUUCGCAUGCCUAAUCAGUACUCACGGCAGUGAAUGUCCAGUUCAGGACUCCAAAAAUCUUCGACAACACGUGCUUCACACAUUCGACGGCUCGAUACCGACUGACGACAUCAUAAGUACAUUCAACGACAACGAAUGCGCUGCCAUGAGAGGGAAGCCGAAACUUUUCUUUAUACAAGCGUGUCGGGGACGAAUGGAUGUUGACGACGCCGAACUGGUGGAUCCAGGGGUCGAUGUCGACAUCAUAACAUAUAAUUCUCAGCCUCCCCUGGCUGGUCUGAGGGAAGAGAGUCGUCAUGUGUCACAGCAUCAGGGACGGAACGGUACUCACGACUGCGCGAACACACACGGGGAUGGUUUGGAAAAGGAAGAAGGGCAUCACGGAAAUCAGUUAACAACGCAGGAGAUGGUUGGACAGGGAGUAGACCUUCAAAUCACAGGAAAGGAUCAUGGAGUGACGGACGGAGAUGAUUCUAAAACUACCACGACAGCUGACGCGAAGGGCAGGAGUGAUGACAACCCCGCCAGGAUGUAUGGACCAGGGUAUAUACCUUUUAUAGACGGCGAGGAGGACCAAACGUACGCAAACGAGGAGGAACAAAGGCGAAACCGAGAGGCGUGGUGUCGAUACCGGGAGAAGGUACAGAAGGACCAGGAACAGAAAAGAAGGGAGAGAAUCUUAGAACUUCAACCGAAGCGGGAGAUGGAGGAUGCUGACUUUUGUUCCAUUCCCUGCUACAGCCAUUGUCUUGUUAUGUUCUCUUCCGCUCCAGGGCGGGUGACCUUUUCCGAUGAUCACACUGGAGGAUGGCUGCCAUAUUGUAUGUAUAAUUUGGUGCACCGGUUCCAAAGUUACGAUUUCCGGACAGACCUCCUUCAGGUGUUGACGGAAGUCAACAACGAAAUGGCAAUGAAUAUGAAAACUCACUUCCCAAAGAAGCCGGAAUGGCAUCAAUCGAAGUCAGUGGCGUGCAUUUACCAUAUGCUCACCAAAGAUAUCUACUUCCGGUUGGAAUGAAAUAGAAAAGCGGAGUUAGUUCCUGCAGUAUGGUGGUCAAAACGAUAAACUUCGAGGGUACGGUCGAAUUACUGAGUACUGCCGGGAUACAAAGUACUGUCGUGGUAAAAUGUCGUGGUACAGUUCAUAUACACAUCACAUCACACAGGGAAUCGAACCAGUGACCGCCCUCUUACAGUUCUUGCCUCUACGAGGUCAACCGAAGGGCUAAAAUGAAGGCGGCGAUUAUCGCCCUGAGUGAUUUAUGUAAUAUAGGAUUGGGGUGUAAUACAGUUUGACAUAAAUCGGGUUCAUAUCCGAGCUUUGCUUUAUUAGGUUAAAACCAUUCUACUGCAGAUAUCUAAUGAUUAUACAGGUGCUCAGUAAACGAGAGCACAGACCUUGGUUCGCUUACCCGCUGUGACAGGUAUAUAGGGAUUGGACGGUGUUAGAAUAUAUAUGUAUCCCAUUGCGUUCAUACCACCGUAAGCGCAUUAAAAACAUCGUUCAAUGCAUAUACAGUAUUUACAUCAAUCAAAUCGUUGAAAUACUAGUACCGCACGAUGAAAAUAAAAGUCGUGAUGUAUUGCGACGUUGGUAACUACGACAGUCGUGGUUGUUAUGGUAGCCUAGUUCCAGUGAGUCCACGACAUUGGUAACUACGACAGUCGUGGUUGUUAUGGUAGCCUAGUUCCAGUGAAUCCACGACAUUGGUAACUACGACAGUCGUGGUUGCUAUGGUA